UUGGAGAGCAGCGAACUAGUCACCUCCCACUGGCCACUGCGUUACCGCGCACCAAGUGGAAAGGAUCAAAUAACAGCGAAAGUGCUCCGAAAACCACAAGUCUCGAUAUUCAGAUUCGGUCACCCAACCUGCCACUCCGUUACGGUGGUCAGGAAGGGGUCCAGGGCACACGACGGGGACGUACUGAAUAUCACUUGGGGCGUGCCCCGUCAAAGUCAGACUCCUGGCAUAUUUUAA
Molecule: messenger RNA, 237 nt
Organism: Danaus chrysippus (African queen)
Lineage: Eukaryota; Metazoa; Arthropoda; Insecta; Lepidoptera; Nymphalidae
Source: the annotation of a GenBank genome assembly